Dermacentor silvarum is the source of this 8545-nucleotide messenger RNA. Its product is annotated as low-density lipoprotein receptor-related protein 4-like. The record is from RefSeq and is a predicted model, not a curated record. Gene Ontology annotation, molecular function: calcium ion binding; protein binding. NCBI's taxonomy places the organism in Eukaryota, Metazoa, Arthropoda, Arachnida, Ixodida, Ixodidae.
UGGGCUGCUGCUUUGUCUCCUCGGCGCCCAUCCCGAAUCAGUUUCGCUUGGAUCACGCUCGGGAGUGUCACGUGGUGCUUGCCGAAGCCACCAUAGUCCGGGCACAGCUGUUUCGGCGAUACACCCGAAGGGUGUGAUCGAGAACUCUCAUUUCACGCUCCCCCGUUUCUUGAGGCAGAAAGAAAGGCGUUAAACUGCCAGAAGUCGACCCCUUCCUUCAGCUGAGAGACCCUGUGAACGGGAGAGUAACUCGAGUCCGGCAUUCCACUAGCCGCUGCGGUGUCAGCGGCGGUGCCGAGCCCCAGAGAUCGGGUAUUAGGUGACUUUCGCCUGACUGCGGCGUUUUUAGCUCGCGCUCAUCUCUUCGUGUCAUGUGUUGUGCAUCGGACGGUGCAUCCGUACUUUGAGAGGAAUUAUGUGUCGUUCGUGAGUGAGCGUUUUCGCGAAGGAUACAUUUCCCAUCUGUCUCUUCGUAGUCCGGAAGAUUUUUUUUUUUGUGACAUUCGGAAUACCGUGACGAUGUGUCUGAUUGCGGUUUCUUCUCUUCUGCGUGCGCGAUGACGUGACAACAAUGGAAAGUGCUGUUCCCAAAUUCCCACUGGCAAUCUACUGCGCCGUCCUUACCACUAUGGUCGUUCUCGCCAAAGGUCUCACCAUGUGCGACUGCGGUCCGGGCCAGUUCGCGUGCACAAGCUUCGCCGAAGAAGGAACCAACUGCAGCUGCAUACCGGCGCGAUGGCACUGCGACUCAGAUGACGACUGUGGAAACGGCAGCGAUGAGCUAGGAUGCGCGCCCAUCUGUCAACCGGAAGAGGCCAUGUGCCUAAACGGCCGCUGCAUACCCAAGCCGCAAUGGUGCGAUGGUAGCAAGGAAUGCACCGAUGGCAGCGAUGAGGCCGACUGCGCUCCACGCAACUGCACCCAUGAUGAAUUUGAAUGUGAUAACGGGCGCUGCAUUCCCAAGUCCUGGCACUGUGACGGUUACGAUGACUGUGGCGACACCACGGACGAGAUCUGCCCGGUCCGGCUGUGCGGGGAAGCCGAAUUCCGGUGCAUGACGGGCGGCUGCAUCUCGCUGGCCUGGCGCUGCGACAAAGACAUCGACUGCGUCGACGGCUCGGACGAAGGCGGUUGCACCGCUUUCACGUCUAACCUGUGCCUGGCUGAAGAUUUUCAGUGCCGCAGUGGCCGCUGUGUUGGCAUGAAUUAUCGUUGCAACGGGGACAACGACUGCGGUGACUGGUCUGACGAAGAAGGCUGUGAGGGCAAGAGUGCGUGUCAGGAAGGCGAGUUCCGGUGCGAGGACGGCUUCUGCAUCAACGUGGACUGGAAGUGUGACGGCGACGCCGACUGCGACGACCACUCGGACGAGCGCGACUGUCCGCCACGGCAGUGCGCCGCGCACGAGUUCCAGUGCUUAUCGGGCAAGUGCAUACAACUCGAGUGGCGCUGCGACGGAGACUUCGACUGCUCGGACAACAGCGACGAGGAUGGAUGCGUAGGGCGCGAGGUUGCCUGCGACCCUGGCCACUUCCGUUGCCUAGACGGCACCUGCAUCGUGGAGCGGCUCGUGUGCAACGGGACGCCGGACUGCCCGGACCGCUCGGACGAAGCUCAGAACACGACCUGCAACUUUCUGCUUCGUUUCCCUCACAUAGAGACGAGCACUCCAUGCCGGGAGGAUGGCUUUCCCUGCCAGCACCAGUGCAUGGCCACCGCCACGGGUCAGCGCUGCUCCUGCAAGGAGGGGUACCAGCUGGCGCCAGACGGACGCUCCUGUCUCGACGUGGACGAGUGUACGUACGAAGGCACCUGCAGCCAGGCGUGUGUGAACACCGUGCCGGGCUUCCAGUGUCUUUGCAAGGAGGGCUACAGGCUGCGGGACGACAAGCGGCACUGCAAGGCGCAAGGUUCGGAGGCGUACGUGGUGUUCGCCAACGGCGCCGACAUCAGACGCAUCACGAUGGACAAGUCCGAGUACACCUCCGUGGCCGCCAAGCUGCAGAACGCCGUGGCGCUCGACUAUCAUCUGGCACAGGACACGCUCUUCUGGUCCGACAUCACCGUCGACGUCAUCCGGGCCUGCAGCCUCAGCAACUGCACUGCCGACAACGUGCACACCGUCGUCUCCCGUGGGCUGGGCAACCCUGACGGGCUGGCCGUGGACUGGCUCAUGGGGCGCGUCUACUGGACCGACUCAGGCAUGGGUCGCGUCGAGUCCGUGGGCGUCGACGGCCAUCAGAGGAGGGCGCUUGUAUGGAAAGACCUGGACAAGCCGAGAGGUAUCGCAUUACUUCCACUCCUCAGCACCGUGUUCUGGACGGACUGGGGCGCGCGACCACGCAUCGAGCGCAUCUACACCGACGGAUCGGGUCGGCGAGCCAUCGCGGACACUUCACUGUUCUGGCCCAACGGGCUGACCAUCGACUACGGCAGUGACCGUAUCUUCUGGGCGGACGCCAAGCAUCACCAGAUUGAGAGCGCCGACCUGGACGGCGCCAACCGCAAAAAGGUCAUCGAAGCGGGUCUGCCGCACCCAUUUGCAGUUACCAUAUUCGAGGACACGCUUUACUGGACGGACUGGCAAACCAAGAGUAUCCACACUGCUACAAAAUUCGGCCAGCACGAGCCGUCCAUCUUCCACCCCAAGCUGUCCUUUCCCAUGGACAUCAAAGUGGUCCAGAGUCUGCGCCAGCCGGAUGGAUCGAAUCCUUGCACGUUGAGCGACAUCAAGUGCAGCCACAUCUGCGUUUCGAACAACGAAACUGCUUCGUGUGCCUGCCCGAGUGGCUUGGACCUGCAGGGUGACGGCCUCACGUGCAUAGAAAGUAAGUGGCCGGACUCAUUCCUGCUCUUCGCUCACCGUGGUGACAUACGUCGCCUUUGCCUAAAUUGCACGGACGACGUGGACGUCACUGUGCCACUCCGAAGCGCCAUUAGCGCCGUUGACCUCGACUGGGACGCGACUACCGACAUGAUAUUUUGGACGGACGUCGCGCACCACUCCAUCCUGAAGGCCAAGUGGAACGGCGAUGGCCAAGAGGUCGUGGUCGGUACAAACGCGGAGAGCGUGGCCGGCCUUGCUUUGGACUGGGUGAACCGGAAGUUGUACUGGACGGACGCGGCCAACGACAGGAUCGAAGUGGCCAACCUGGACGGGAGCCACAGGGCUGUGCUAAUCUAUGAUGGCCUGGACAAGCCACGUGGAAUCGUUGUGGAUCCCAUCAGAGGGUACAUGUACUGGACGGAUCUGGGCGACCUACCAAAAAUCGAGCGGUCGAGCAUGGGGGGCCAGCAAAGGUCGGUCAUCGUGCAGCACAAUCUGACUUGGCCCAACGCGCUGGCAAUGGAUUACUCCACUGAGACGCUCUACUGGACCGACGGCGCGACCAAAACCAUAGAGCUCAUCCACAUACCCACCAUGAAGAGAAAGGUGCUCAUGUCCCACGACCUUCCUCACCCGUUCGGGCUUACGGUGUUCGACGGCCGCGUAUACUGGACCGACUGGGACAAAAAAGCCAUAUUGUCGGCCGACGCCGCUACGGGUGAGAACAGGAGAACCGUCCUGCCGGGCCGAGAUGGCCUCCGCAACAUACUCGUCUUUCAUCGAAACAGACCUUCAGUACCAAACUCAUGCUCGUCGAAUAACGGCGGCUGCAGCCACCUGUGCCUUAUCGCGCCCAAGCCAAAGGGCUUUGUAUGUGCCUGUCCCACUGGGACGAUGCUCCUCAACGACACCAAAACAUGCUCAAGAGGAAUGAGACGUUUCCUUAUCUUCUCUCGUAGAACGGAAAUACGAAAAAUGUCUCUCGACGUGCCUUACUGGGCAGAUGUGGUUGUACCGCUCAGAAAUCUACGAAAUGUAGUCGCCGUUGACGUCGACACGGGUGAUGAACAAAUUUACUAUGCCGAUGCCGAACGCCAUGUUAUUCAAAGCUGUGAUACAGACGGACGCCGCGUAAAGGACGUGGUCUCGUUUGGUUUGGAGACGCUUGGUGGCCUUGCUAUAGACACCAUCGGCCGCAAGCUCUAUUGGACGGACUCUGGCAGGAGCCUUAUAGAGGUAUCCGAGUUGGACGGAAAGCACAGGCACGUACUUAUCUGGAAAGAUGUCGACAGUCCGCGGGCAAUCGUUCUGCACUAUGAAAAGGGUGCUAUGUUUUGGACUGACUGGGGAAACAAGAUCCGAAUCGAAACAGCAGACAUGGAUGGCGAGAACAGAGCCCUCCUGGUACAGGACGGCUUGGGUUGGCCCCAUGGACUUACCGUUGACAAAGAGUCAUCGCGCCUUGUAUGGGCUGAUGCCAAGCUGCAUGUUAUCGAGUCGACUGGCCUUGACGGAAGGAAUCGCAAGGUGCUUGCACGAGACGUUGCCCACCCGUACGGCGUGCUAGCGUUUUCCGGACACCUGUACUGGACAGACUGGGAGACGAAGGCCAUCCAUCGAUCUGACACGAAUGGACAAAAUGGGCAAACGAUUCGGGCGAACCUGGCUGGUCUCAUGGACAUACAUGGUGUAAACACCCAGUACAGUGGCAUCAACUCUUGUGGAAGGACCAAUGGGGGAUGCAGUCACUUGUGCCUCAGAAAGCCGCAUGGAUAUUCGUGUGCGUGUCCAACUGGAAUUCUUCUAAAAUCUGACGACAGGACAUGUUACGAAGCGCCAUCUGCGUUUUUGUUAUUUGCCAAUCGUGGCAGCCUUCGCAAAAUUUCGCUAGACACUGCCGACAACACUGAUAUGCAUCUACCUCUGAAUGAUGUCUACAACGCUGUGGCGGUCGACUUUAACUACGACGAAUGGAAGCUCUACUACACGGAUGUUACGCUUGAUGUGAUUAGGAGAGUGGGCUUAAACGGCAGUAAUGUGGAAGUCAUCAUAGACAGCGAUCUAGAAGCCGCUGAUGGUUUAGCGCUAGACUGGAUUGCGAAGAACAUUUAUUGGGCCGACUCACGACGCAAGACUAUUGAGGUUGCUCGAGCUGAUGGGUCAAGCCGAAAACUCCUGAUCAACCUUGACCUGGACGAGCCGCGUGCACUCGCUUUGUUUCCCGAAAAAGGAUACAUCUUCUGGUCAGACUGGGGCAAGCUGCCGAAAAUUGAGCGCUCAUUCCUGGACGGCAGCGCGAGAAGGGUCAUCAUAGCCACAGACCUUGGCUGGCCCAAUGGAUUGGCCAUUGACUAUGAGACGGAAAGGCUGUACUGGGUUGAUGCUCAGCUCGACUGCAUCGAGUUUUCGGACCUCAACGGCAAAAGCAGGCAAAAGCUCAUUGAAGGCGUGUCUCAUCCCUUCGGACUUACUCAGUACCAGUCCUACAUAUACUGGACUGACUGGCACACGAAAGCCAUUGAGAAAGCUCACAAGGAAACAGGUGCUGAGCGGGUCAUCAUUCGGGACAACAUUGAGUACCUGAUGGAGAUCAAGAUGGUGGCGCGUUCUAGGCAGACGGGUACAAACUCCUGCAGUGUGAGGAAUGGUGGAUGUUCCCACCUGUGCUUGUACAGGCCACACGGACACAUUUGUGCGUGCCCCAGCCAGCCAGAUUCAAGGCAUUGCUCUACGUUUCCAGACAUGACAACACCAAGUGAGUUGCCAACAAUUUCUACGGUCCUGCCAUCGGCGCUGCCAAACGCAUCAAGCGCUGGUUGCAGUUCGUCUGAUAUGGCAGGAGGAAGAUGCCACGUUAUAGGAUUCAAAUUUUAUGAUCCCAUGUUCCAGAGCACAUAUAUUGCUCUCAGUGCCGUUGGAGGAGCCCUUGUGUUGCUCCUAUUGGGGGCACUGUUGCUCUGGUGCAAGAAGAGCAGGAGUAACCGUUCCCUCGAGAGGGGACAGGCUCCGAACAUGGCCCGAUAUUCUAAUCACUCACCCGGUCCCGCUGACUACCUUGACAAGAAGCCCUGGGGCUGGAGCCCCAAGCUACGCUAUGAUAAUCACGAGCCCGCGUUGGUCGGCAUCGGCGGCAAAGACAAGCUGGACAACCUCGAGGUAGCUGCGCUGAUGAGCAAACGCCUCGACGAGCUGGAAUCGGGCAUGUUGACCAUCUCGUCAGGUGGCGGAGACGGCAAGGCCCUGUACAACUUGGGUCUCCAAGGUUGCCCGACGCCACCGUCGCCUCCCAGGGUUGCCUGUCCUCGGCACUCGCCCCACAGCAUCAGGAGCGGUGGUUCUCUGCGGAGAACGCUGCCCCACGACGCGCCUCAGCAGCCUCAUCACCAUCAGCAUCACUUGCCCUCGGUAGAGACGGACAUUUGAGAAUGACUUCACGCUAGCCGGCGAGCGCGUUGCUCUUUUCCCCGAGGACUGGAGUCCUCAACACCGAAACACACAGCUCAAGCGUCAUCGGCAACAGACGAAUAGGAUUGUGUUGCUGUGGAUGAACGCUCUCAAAGUUCACGUGUAUGAAGCAUGUACCCUUACGCCCUUCGUGCGCGGCUUACAAAGUGCAAAGUCGAACAAAGUGCUAGAUGCUGUAUUUUAAACCUCGCAUACUUUAUGUGUCUUCUUGUUUUCUGUUUAUGGAGAUGCACUCACCUAGCACGGAUGGUUUCACCAUAUUGGUGACCAACAUAUAUGAGAAAUUUGGCUAUACUGCGGGAUAAAUCAUUCAGACAGCUCUUCACUGCUCUUCUUUCAAUCACGUACAGUGCGCAGCAUUAAAGUAGAGGUACUGUAUUAAGACUGCCAUUACAUAGCAGAGUGUUGGUGGGCUGUACUGGAAUAGCGUGAUUCUUGGUUACUUCUGAGACCCCAAUUGAAGGAAAAGUAGUGAAGCAAUGUCUAUCUGCAUCAUGAAGGAAGCAGGAAAUCUGCAGGUACAUUCAUUUUGGUAACUUAGAUAAAAUUGCUUGGUUUUUUACUACUAAUGUCAAUGUCAAUUUUAGCCGGGUGUUAUAUUAGUAUUUAGCUAAAUCAUACUGACUCAACAACAACUAAGUCACAAAGGGACACAAAAUACUGAGAACCGCAGCACAAAUACCUUAUACUAUAGUGAGCAUGGUGUGCUUGCAAAAAUUGAACAAUGUAUUUUUCUCACUUUUAGAUAAUUUAACUGAUUAGCAAUAUUUGUUACUUAAGCAUGCAACUGGGUGUUGCCGUUAACUGCGUGUUCAGCUGGGUGAUUUAAAACUUCUGGUGGAAUAGUCACAUGGCAAUUUUUUUCGGAAAUGUCAGGAACUCUCGAAAUACUUCUUCAAUUAACUUUGUCGCAUACGAUGCUACACACACUAGAGGACUAUCUUGUAUCAAUGACGCCACUUACAAAAUAUGGAGAUGGUUUUUUUACAAGCUGAAGAGUUAUGAAGACCUGUUAUACACAUUCUGCCAGCUCCUAUUAGUUACACUCGUUAAAGCUGCGCACCUUGUUAGCAUAAACUAUGCUGUCUAUUACCGUUAAACAGGCCAAUUAAGGAUAUGGUAUAUACUAGUGAACCUGGCUUGUGAUCUGAUGUUGUGUGUUAGAAUUUAGUGUUAUGACGUCCAUUUGAAUUUUGUUUCCGCGAGCGAAGUUUAAAACAUUGUACAUAACAAUGAAGAGAUCUUGAGCACCUAGUUGAAUUUCGUGUUCUUAUCACACAGCAAAAUCAACCACAUAAUGAUUUUACAACAAAAAUAAGCACGAAGAUGCAGAAUGACAGCUUAAGCCUCACUGAGCAUGGUCGAGCAUUCACAGCUGAAAAAAAUCUUAAACUAUGGUACACCAUAUGUAUUUCUCAAUUAUCCUUUAAGUGAUAUUAGCAUCCUAACCCUCAUGCUUUAAGACAUAGGCCAUGUCUCACACAUGGAAACUUUAGUUUUACUUUCACGCCUAGCAAGUUUAUUUCUUUUAUGGCUGUCUUAUAUCAGAAUGUCUUGCAUAAUCCUAAUAAUAAUAAGACGGAACGCUUUUUUAAACGCAUUUUCAGCUUUAUACCACAUAACUUAGACUGAAACACUGUGAGUAUAUAUUUUGAAAAUACGUGCUGAUUUAUGGCCCUCCGCAGAAAGAAAUUACUUCAGUAUUAGCUGGAAGUUUCACUGAGAUUUAAUAUGCUUAGCAUUACUGUUAAACAUACGUAUCUUUCAUUGACGUAAGCAUGAGAAAGUAUUUAUUAAGCGUUGGCAUGUCAAUACGAAAAACAGGGAUAUGUUAGUCUGUUGGAGUGGUUCUACCUUCGCAGCAGCGAUAUCUAGCGUGAAGUAAGCCAGCAACGUGGUUUAUCGUUUUAUGGCAGCAAUCUGGCGCAGUGUUUAGAUGCGAAGCAUCGUAUACUCGGGGCUCUGUUCCUCCCUGAGUCCGCCGUGCGGCGUCCACACCAUCACUGCGCAUGCGCAUCCUCCUCCCCCUCCUCUCCUUGUCUCAUCUCCUCUCCUCUCGGCAUUCCUCCUCUCCUCUCCGACGCUCCUCUUCUCUGCGCAUGCGCAUCCUCCUCCCCCUCCUCUCCUUGUCUCAUCUCCUCUCCUCUCGGCAUUCCUCUUCUCCUCUCCGACGCUCCUCUCCUCUCCGGAUUGCGCAACGAAUGGCAACACCUGCGGCUCCGUGCGCGAUAAUGCGAAGCAGCUUAGGUUAUA